AUGGCCGCGGCCACGGCGUGCGGCUCCCCGCCUCCCCGCCCGCCCCGCGAGCAGCCGCCGCCGCGGAAGCGGGGUGACUCCCGGCGGCGGCAGGCCGCCCUCUUCUUCCUCAACAACAUCUCCCUGGACGGCCGGCCGCCCUGUCCGCCCACCGAGAAAGCGCUGCCGCCCGCCGGCCAGGGCGAAGGGGAGGAGGCAGCGGCGGCGGAGCCGACCGGAGCCCCCCCUCGCUUGUUGUCCCCGUCGCCCGCCUGCCAACCGCCGCCCGCUCUGCUGCUGACCGGUGUCUCCCCUCUCGUCGCCACCCCUGGAGCCAAGGGGGAGACGGACCCCACCCGCGGGGGCAUGUUCCUGCCGCAGCUGCUCCUGGGCGGCCCGCUCUGUCCGCCGCCCCCGGCGCCGCCCGCCCUGCCGGGGAUGCUGGCGGCCGCCAAACCGGGCGCACCGGGGCUGCUGAGCCCCACGCAGAACGCGGCGGGCGGCGGCUUCGCGCUGGAGGCGCAGCGACAGAGAAGGCGUUUUCUCUCCCAGCGCUGCUCUCUAGACUUUUUAGAAGACAUAGUGGAAUAUGCCAGUGUACAAAGAACCAAGCAUAUAUCUGGGUCUCCAAGACACAAAAGUUUGAAGAAGAUGCAUUUCAUCAAGAACAUGAGGCAAUAUGACACCAAGAACAGCAGGAUAGUUUUAAUCUGUGCUAAAAGAACACUGUGUGUGGCUUUUUCUAUCCUGCCUUACGGGGAGAGUUUGCGGAUCAGUGAUCUAAAAAUGGAAGGACAGAAGCAGCGACAUCCUUCUGGGGGAGUUUCAGUCUCUACUGAGAUGGUGCUUGGACUGGAAGGCGUAGAGCUAGGUGCUGAUGGCAAGGUUGUGUCCUAUGCAAAAUUCUUGUACCCCACCAAUGCCCUGGUUGUUCGCAAAGCUGACAGCCACAGUGCUGUGCCCUUGUGUCGAGCCAGUGCUUCACGGAGUCUUCCUGCAUCAAGAUACAAACCUGUGACAGCAAAAACCUUACCAGCAGGAACAGACCUUGGAAGUGAAGUUGGGGAAGCUGCAGAGUAUGAUCCAAAUCUCCUGGAUGAUCCUCAGUGGCCCUGUGGAAAACAUAAACGUGUUCUCAUCUUUGCCUCUUACAUGACUACAGUCAUAGAAUAUGUGAAACCCUCAGACCUUAAAAAGGAUAUGAAUGAAACCUUUAGAGAGAAGUUUCCUCAUAUCAAGUUGACACUGAGCAAGAUUAGGAGUUUGAAGAGGGAGAUGCGGAACCUGAGUGAGGAGUGCAAUCUGGAGCCCGUUACUGUCUCCAUGGCUUAUGUUUACUUUGAGAAGCUCGUCCUCCAAGGCAAGCUCAACAAACAGAACCGCAAACUGUGUGCUGGUGCUUGCGUUCUGCUUGCAGCCAAGAUCAGCAGUGACCUCAGGAAACAUGAAGUCAAACACCUUAUUGAUAAACUAGAAGAGAGAUUCAGAUUCAACAGAAGAGAUCUCAUUGGUUUUGAAUUCACUGUCCUUGUAGCUUUGGAACUGGCUCUUUACCUUCCUGAAAACCAAGUUUUACCUCAUUACAGACGACUCACACAACAGUCUUAACCAAAGCAGCGCUCCAGCUGCCAGCCAGUGGCGCUGGGGAGCGCAUCACCCGUGGCUGCUGGUGGAGUUGCCACUGGCCCUCUCUGUGCUGCCGUGUGCCCUGCCACGGCUACAGCGAGUUUCGGUGUGGUGGUAAACUGUUGAGGCGUGUUCUGGACGUGUGUGCCAAGUCUGGAGGAUGGUACGAGAAGAGUUGUUGAACUUUCUUUUCUUUUGGACAUUUAAAGCACAAAUACUCACCAGUCAGCUGUCAUGGCUGCUUAUUACUCCUUAUUUAUCU
Molecule: messenger RNA, 1867 nt
Organism: Dryobates pubescens (Downy woodpecker)
Lineage: Eukaryota; Metazoa; Chordata; Aves; Piciformes; Picidae
Gene: CABLES2
Product: Cdk5 and Abl enzyme substrate 2
Exons: 10
Coding region: 1-1587 (528 amino acids)
Biological process (GO): regulation of cell cycle
Source: RefSeq, a predicted model, not a curated record